Molecule: messenger RNA, 2183 nt
Organism: Cercospora beticola
Lineage: Eukaryota; Fungi; Ascomycota; Dothideomycetes; Mycosphaerellales; Mycosphaerellaceae
Biological process (GO): positive regulation of transcription elongation by RNA polymerase II; protein phosphorylation
Cellular component (GO): cyclin/CDK positive transcription elongation factor complex; nucleus
Molecular function (GO): RNA polymerase II CTD heptapeptide repeat kinase activity; cyclin binding; ATP binding
Source: RefSeq, a predicted model, not a curated record
CCACAAACGCCAACUAUCGCGCACGCUACUUUCUCGCCAUCCCGGACAUAUUACAUACCACCAGGACGCUCGAUCGCCGCCUCCACCUCAUGCGCCCAAUCUUCGACUGCCUCUCCCAUGCGGCUCCCUCUCGUUUUCCGAUGCAACACGCCGCUACCAGCACGAGCGCGACAAUCACCACGCGCCUCAUAUCCUUGAGCCUGGACGGCGGACCUCAUUAAACUGCCUGCGCAAUUACUGCACCUUCGCACAGCUGCGCUCACAUCGUCGCCAUGUCGCGCAGCGCAUCGCCGGGCGUGUCCGGCCUAACGGAUCCGACCCAACGGCGAUUUCGAGGCAGCGCAAAGAUUUCUGAGUAUGAGAUUAUGAAAGAGAAGUUGGGAGAAGGCACAUUCGGCGUGGUCAGCAAGGCCAAAUCAAAACGUACAGGCGCCGUUGUUGCGCUGAAGAAAAUCCUCAUGCAUAACGAAAAGGAGGGAUUCCCUAUCACGGCGUUGCGAGAGGUCAAGCUGUUGAAGAUGCUCAGUCAUCCUAAUAUCCUGCGACUGGAAGAGAUGGCUGUGGAAAGGCAGCAAGGCGACGACAAGGGCAAGAGCGGAAAGAAACGCGCCACGCUUUAUAUGGUCACGCCAUACAUGGACCACGAUCUCAGCGGCAUGCUGACGAACCCGGACAUCCGAUUCACAGACGCCCAAGUGAAGUGCUACAUGCUACAGCUGUUGGAAGGCGUGCGAUAUCUGCAUGAUUCGCACAUCUUGCAUCGAGACAUGAAAGCUGCCAACAUCCUUAUCUCUAAUAAAGGCAUACUGCAAAUUGCUGAUUUCGGCUUGGCACGACACUACGAGGGCGAAACACCAGUUCCCGGCCAAGGAAACGGCAAAGCGACAAGAGACUACACAAGCUUAGUCGUUACGCGUUGGUACAGGCCGCCAGAGCUUCUGCUGACCCUGAAGAGAUACACUCCCGCGAUCGACAUGUGGGGCGUUGGAUGCGUGUUCGCAGAAAUGUUCGAACGAAAGCCUAUUCUAGGAGGCGCAUCAGAUAUUGAUCAAUGCGUCAAGAUUUUCAAGCUUCUUGGCUCGCCGACGCAAGAAAGUAUGCCUGGCUGGAAUGAGCUUCCUGGUUGUGAAGGUCGAAAUACCUGGGACAAGCAGCAAGGUGAUAUCGAUCAACGAUUUGGACGCCUAGGUCCGGAGGGACUGCAUCUUCUCAAGUCUAUGCUGUGCUUGGAUUGGAGGAGGCGAAUCAACGCCAUCGAUGCAUUGCAGCAUAAAUAUUUCAAGGUCGCACCCUUGCCUCUCAAGCCGGAAGACAUCCCACGAUACGAAGACAGCCACGAAUUGGAUUCGAGACGACGUGGCAAGCAGGAGAACCAGCGUGCUCUACCUCCCGCCCCCGCUGGUGGAACGGUCGGCAUGGGACCAGAUGAAUGGGGUCAUGGCCCACCCAAUGGCUCAUACCAAAAUGGAUACGAUAGAAGUCGAGGCUAUGGUCGCGAGCGAGGGGCACCAGCCCGUUACGACGAUCGGAGGCAGCCACCUCUUCCACCCGGUGGUGGCCGACAGCCUACACACCGCGAACGAGAUCCUCGAGAUCGUUUACCUGCGCCUCCGAAUGGACAUGCGCUGCCCCCGCGUCCGGAUGGCCUGCCUCCUCGGCCACCGGUCGGCAUGGCAGAUAGAGGGCCUCCACCUGGACCACCGCCGGCACGACGAGAUUUGGGACCAAAUGUCGACACAUACAUCCCGAGCUACCCGAGCGGUGGUCGUCAAUAUGAUAGCAGGGCGCCGCGAGACGACUAUGAUCGCCCACCACGUCGAGAUAGCCGGGAGCGCGAGCCAGGCUACAGAGACUCCGAUGUUCCGCGAUAUCGCGACGCGGAUGCUCCACCUUCCCGACAGUAUCGGGAUACGGACGCGCCGCGACCUGAUGGACGAGACGACCCAUACCGCGAGCGUGACCGACGCAGAGAUUAUCCUCCUGACUCACGGCGCACGAGAAGUCGUAGUCCAGAGAGGGAACGACGAGAACGAACAGAGAGAUUGCAGCACAGGGAGCGGGAAUUAUACCGGCGGUGAUUUGGGCGGUACUUGGUGAAUUGUCGUUGAUUAGUGUAGCGUUCUAGCGUAAGAAUUCGUAGCGCGAAGCAUGCAUGUAUAUUCUUCGGAGAAUGAAAAGGACAG